Molecule: messenger RNA, 516 nt
Organism: Prunus mume (Japanese apricot)
Lineage: Eukaryota; Viridiplantae; Streptophyta; Magnoliopsida; Rosales; Rosaceae
Source: RefSeq, a predicted model, not a curated record
AUGGAUUCAAUUACCAUUCAUGGGGCUUCUUCCUCUUCCUCUUCUUCUUCUUCCCCCUAUUCAUGGACAUACGAUGUCUUUCUCAGUUUUAGAGGCGAGGAUACACGCUACAAUUUUACAGACCAUUUGCAUAGCAGUUUGGAUCGGAAGGGGAUCAACACCUUCAUAGAUAACGACGAGCUUGAAAGAGGAACAGAUAUAUCUCCAGUGCUUCUCAAAGCAAUUCAAGGGUCAAUGAUUUCUCUCAUCAUAUUCUCUGAAAACUAUGCAUCCUCUACGUGGUGUUUGGAUGAACUCGCUCAUAUCAUUCAAUGUAGAGAAUUAAAGCAACAACUGGUUUUUCCAAUUUUUUACAAAGUGGAUCCCUCCCAUGUACGGCACCAGAGAGGUAGUUUUGGGGAGGCAAUUGCUAACCAUGAAUGCAACUUCAAGAAUGAUAUGAACAAGGUGCUGAGAUGGAAAGCAGCUCUUGUAGAAGUAGCAAAUUUGUCCGGGUGGCAUUUUUUACACGGGUAA